Messenger RNA from Camelus dromedarius (Arabian camel), 1233 nucleotides. It is a transcript of the gene GARIN2, whose product is annotated as golgi associated RAB2 interactor family member 2. Gene Ontology annotation, cellular component: nucleus. The record is from RefSeq and is a predicted model, not a curated record. The coding region runs from base 1 to 1233 and encodes 410 amino acids. Lineage: Eukaryota; Metazoa; Chordata; Mammalia; Artiodactyla; Camelidae. The transcript is spliced from 6 exons.
AUGAAGAAGAAUAACAGAAAGUCUACUGUGAGGAGGGACGAGCAGGACCUCCGCGUCCCAGACUCCCAGGAUGCUGGAGAGCUUCAAAAUACGCUGGAUGGAGGAGAGUAUGCCCCUUUUGUAUCACCGCCCCUGUUAGAGAGCAAUUUUAUCCAAGUCAACAGGAGAGGUGAAUCCAUUUACCUUCAUAACCGAGCCAACUGGGUGGCCGUAGGCAUCUGCUCUUCCAGUCCCACCCACAAGACCCCCAACGUGAUGCUGCUGGCACAUCUGACACCCGCUGCCCAGAAAGAUUCAGAACCCCUGUUUAAAAGUCUCCUGACAUCUCCUAAUCCAGAGAAACUGGUGCUCACCAGGUUUCUCCCGCUGCAGUUUGUGACUCUUUCUGUGCACGAUGCUGAGAACAUGCGCAUCAAAGUAAAGCUGGUGAGUGGCCGAGCCUACUACCUGCAGCUCUGCGCCCCUGCCUGCAAACAAGACACCUUAUUUUGUCAGUGGGUGGAACUCAUCUCCCUCCUGAAUGAGGAGAAAGCCAAAGUUUCCAAAGUGUCAGAAGUCUCCAGCCUGUCGGAAAUCACAAACAGCACGGACGUCGCAGGCUCAGUGGACAUCGUGGGCAUUGCGGCCUUCACAGCCCUGCAGACCCAGCACCUGCACCCAGGCUCAGACCCCGGAUGUGCUGCGGAAAGCAUCGACUUCUCAGAAUUCACAGACAUCACCGAUGUCACUGACGUCACAGAUAUUCCAGAAAAUGAAGUCACAGAGGCCCCAGAUAUAAGAAUUGUAACCGAAGUCACAGAAGUCACAGACCUCUGUGAUGUCACAGUGGGCUCAGGGGUCACGGUGGUGUUUGAAAAUGAUGACAUACUCAGGGCCAAGCGGGAGGAAAAGGAAAAAAUGGAAAACCUUCUGAAGCCUGGGUGUCUACGAGAUACAAGAAGUAAGAGUGAGUUUAGAGAAUACUCAAAACAUGUUACCAUCUCAAACCUAACGCUGACUUUAGAAGGUGAUAGAUCUUUUCAAGCUACCUUGACUCCAGAAGAAAGUGAGACAAAUAAACCCAAAGAGCUGAGUGAUAAACUCUCUGAAAUAAGGACAACAGACUCUAAAAACACGGCUCUCAAGGCUGAAGAAUCCAGGAGCAGGAGAACUGAUUCUGACAUUUCAGGAUUGUACAGUUUUUCAGUUUUCCCUUUGAUUAGCAUUUCUUUCCCCCUUGUCACACUCUUUUGA